UUAUUAAACGAUGGAACUAGUUCAAUUUCUUAAGGAGAAAAUGACUUAUUUCAUUUUUAUUUGCACUUUUGAAAAAAAUAGUGGCACUUAUUUAAUUUGCAUAUUCAUACAUUAUAUUUUUGUUGUGAUAAUUAAGAUGAUGUUGCCGGGAAAGCAAUAUUUAACAAUCUUAUUAAUUUAAAUUGUAAAUUGUUAUUUAGAGAUAGUGGACCAAAAAAAAAACAAGUUGAUUAACGAUUGUGGACCAGAAAGAAAUGGAUUAAAGAAAAAGUUUUUUUUAAUAGGUUUCAUGAUACCAUUGGCUAAGUAUUGAUGGUAUUGGAACGCGGCUUUAUUUGUUUGCGUAUAGACAAGUACAACAUGAAAUCUCCUAUUCUGAAAAAAAAAAGGAUUAGAUGUAUAAUUGGAUCCAUAUUGCUAUUACCAUUAAUAAUUUACUUUAGUCACUCUGUUUUCUAGUUUCAUAACUUUUACAUGCCUUCACUAUAGUUGUUUAUAAAAUAGAUAACACGAUCGACACAACCAAUGUUUUUGUUCUUUCUGUACUCCAAAUGUAAAACAAAAACAAAAAAAUUUCUCUUCUUUUUGUCGUCACUAUGUUAGAUGAAACACAAGUUAACUAUGCUUUAAAAAAAGAGUUCGCCCUAGAAAAACCUCCCAGGCCCGAGUCCCGAUGUACGCCGCUUGGAUGGAUCUCCUCUGCUCCUCCACCUCCGCCUAGCUCUCCACCACGUGAAGCAGCCCCCCCACCCCCCUUUCCUCGUGAUGAUGAUGGUGACUGCUCCUCUCUGUCCGCUGUUCAGGCCUCCUCCUGACCCACCACCGUGCAAGUUCCUCCCGUUGGCUUCCCUCUCUCUCGUCACUCCGCCGGAACCACCAGAUCCUCCGGAUGUACCCGCCGUCGUUGCUCUUCUUCGCUACCUCAACACCUCUUCCAGUCUCUUUCCUCUGGCAAUGACUCAAAACCCAGAUCUGGAUUUCCCAAGUUUGACGCCUGAGUCUCGAGGCUGUGACGUUCCCUUCUUGUUAUUGGGGGUUUCAUCAGUCGUCUUUGGCUGUAUCUUCUCCAUACCAUCUACUCAAGCUUUUACCCAGAUCUCAACUCUAAAGCCACCAUCUAGGAUGGCUACAAAGAAUGGUGGUGGUGGUGGUUCCCCUGUGUCCGCUAGUGACACUUCAUUACCCUACGGGUUUCUUUCUCCUGUGAUAUACAGUAUGCAGUUCUUGUACGGGUUCCAUGACGGAUGUUGGUGUUGGGCUUGUGUAUCUCUCUUCUCUGUGGCAGGUGGAAGAGAAGUUCAUUGUCCUCUUCAAGCCGUGGAAUAUGGAUGUGGCGGGUUAUGGUUUUCCGCUUGUUCCUCAGUUAAAUCAGUAUUCGUUCCUAAUAUUUCCUCCUAUAUGGAGUGAAUUGGAUGAACAUGUUUCGUUGGUAUUGCAAGGAUCUUCCUCCCAUCGAAUGCUCUCUGCGUAGUGUGUGUGGCCCUACGGGUUACACUAGAUGCGAUCUUUGAAGAAGCUUAUGACUUUGUUGUGAUACGAUUUCAUAUGAUUCUCUUUUAUGAUUUGUAUCGCCAUUUUAUCCCUUAUGUUAUUGUUGUUAUUUGCUUGGCUGUUAAUAGCCUCCUUGUAUCCUCCUCCUCUGUUGGAGCGUAAACAUAUUUAAGAUUAAUGCAAGUAUGGUUUGAUCAAAAAAAA
Brassica rapa (field mustard) is the source of this 1695-nucleotide messenger RNA. RefSeq lists its product as uncharacterized. Lineage: Eukaryota; Viridiplantae; Streptophyta; Magnoliopsida; Brassicales; Brassicaceae. The record is from RefSeq and is a predicted model, not a curated record.